Molecule: messenger RNA, 420 nt
Organism: Pediculus humanus corporis (human body louse)
Lineage: Eukaryota; Metazoa; Arthropoda; Insecta; Psocodea; Pediculidae
Exons: 3
Coding region: 1-420 (139 amino acids)
Source: RefSeq, a predicted model, not a curated record
AUGGAAAUAAAAUUAACAGUGAUAACUUUAUUUUUUUCAAUUAUUCACGGAAAAGAAAUUAUUUCUAGAGAAAAAAGAAAUGUUCUUUUUCCUUCCGGAAGUGCCAUGGGGAUUUAUCUUGCCUUGGCAUUACCUGUAGAUCUUCCUCAAUACGAGAUUUCAAUGUCUUUUAAUUACGAAGCUAAUUAUAUUCUACCAUCAAAUGCUACAGAACUUGCAUUGGGUCCAUAUCAUACAGAAAUUAGAAAAGCUCGAGCAGUAACAAGAAAAAAACUUUAUACAUACAUUGAAGAAAUAAUGUUGCACCGAGGAUUUUUUGGAAAACCCUGUUUAUUAAGAACCAUAUGUGAAACGCAAAUGAAUCCAAUUUACGGCCACAAUGGACUCGUUGGCGACAUCAUUCAUUUAAUGUUUACGUAA